CGUUUAAAGAUAAGAAAGCGCCAAAUUUAAACCGGGGUUUUGAGCCGCGCCGUGUGCUGGAGGCAGCUCUAAUUUUAGAGAGGGAGCCGUUGUUCAGCUAACCUGUCCGGCCGUGGAGUCGCUGCUCACAGCAGGGCUGACAAUGGCUGAGAGGAGUUCAACGGCCGCCAGCGCCGGGAGUCUCCUGGUGGACUCGUCCGGUUUCGACUCCAGACUCGCCGACUCCUCCAAGGAGCACUUGCUGGCCGCAUCGGAAGAUGUGGAAGGUGCACCUCUGAUUCAAACAAAAGUUGCGUUAUUGGGAGAAGUUGGGAACACUGAAGAGGUUCUGAAAGCCUUGGAGGAAAUCAAGUUGCCAUUUGUUAAAUUGGGAAGUGUAGAAGAUUUUGAUAAUGAAAAUCAUGAGAUGGAGACCAUAUUUGUGCUGAAAGAAUUUGAAGACCAGCCUUAUGAGACUUUGCACAAGAUGAAUGCUAGAAUUCUGGGGCCUCCUGUUGUGCUUCACUGUGCAAGAAAAAGAGAGCCUUUGCCUUUCACAUCUCGGCCGUUAUAUUGCACAAGUAUGUUGGAUCUGGUCUUGUGUUUCACUGGAUUCAAGAAGGAGAAGUUGCUUAUUCUUGUUGCCUUGGCACAUCAUAUGGGAGCAACCAUUCGUAAAGAAUACACAGGCAAAAUAACUCAUCUCGUGGCCAAUUCUACUCAAAGUGGCAAGUUUAGGGCUGCUGUAAGCAUGGGUACUCCUAUCAUGAGAGCAGAAUGGAUUUACAAGGCCUGGGAAAGACGAAAUGAAAUUGAUUUCCAUGUUGCUGAUGAAGUGUUUCGAAAUGAAUUCAAAGUGUCUCCAUUUCAAGAUUGCGUGCUAUCUUUCCUGGGAUUUUCUGAUGAUGAACUGAGAAGUAUGGAAGAAAUGACUGAAAUACAAGGAGGAAGAUACCUGCCUCUUGGUGAUGAAAUGUGCACUCAUCUUGUGGUUGAGAAUACAAUAAAACAGCUGCCAGUUGAACCUUCCAAAAAACUGUUCGUUGUAAGACAGGAGUGGUUCUGGGGAAGUAUACAGAUGGAUGCCAGAGCUGGAGAGUCAAUGUACUUGUUUGAAGAGUCAGAAAGUCCAACACUUAAGACAUCUGUGUCUUUGCUUUCAUUGAGCACACCAAAUAGUAUGCGCAAGAGGCGUCGCUUGCGUGAUACACUGACACAGUUUACAAGAGAGACUGACAACUUCUCGCCUUUCCCUCCACGCAAAAGGCCUUCAGCAGAAGCUUCCAUUUCACUGGGAUCUCUGUUGGACAUCUCUAAUACGCCGGACUCCUGUGGAGAAACACCCAAGUCGAGCAUAAAACCAUCAAAAUGCUACACAGCUGUUCCUGCAAAGCAGUCUGCUCGGUGGCAGGUUGCAAUGGAGCUGUAUCAAACAGAAAGCAAUUAUGUAGAUAUUUUAACUACAAUUAUUCAGUUAUUUAAGGUUCCUUUGGAAAAAGAAGGUCAACUUGGAGGGCCUAUUCUUGCUCAAGAAGAAAUAAAAACAAUUUUUGGCAGUAUUCCAGAUAUUUUGGAUGUGCACACGAAAAUUAAGACUGACCUUGAAGAACUUAUUUUGAACUGGUCUGAAAACCACAGUAUAGGUGGCAUAAUCCAAAAAUAUUCAAAGGACUUGGUGAAGACCUAUCCACCAUUUGUGAACUUCUUUGAAAUGAGCAAAGAGACUAUUGGGAAGUGUGAAAGACAAAAACCAAGAUUUCAUGCCUUUUUGAAGAUUAAUCAAGCUAAACCUGAAUGUGGUCGCCAGAGCCUGGCUGAGCUGCUUAUUCGUCCUGUACAGCGGUUGCCAAGCGUUGCCUUGCUAUUGAAUGACCUUAAGAAGCAUACUGCAGAUGACAAUCCUGACAAAGCCAGUUUGGGCAAUGCUAUUGAGUUACUAAAAGAAGUCAUGACGCAUAUCAAUGAAGAUAAAAGGAAAACUGAAGGUCAACGACAAAUCUUUGAUGUUGUCUAUGAAGUAGAUGGUUGUCCUGCCAACUUGCUGUCAUCUCAUCGCAACCUUGUCCAGCGAGUAGAAACCAUUGUACUGGAUGAUGACUUGUGUGACCGAGGUGAACAAGUCACUCUAUUCUUAUUCAAUGACUGCCUAGAGAUUGCAAGAAAGCGCCAUAAAGUAAUUAGCUCUUUCAAGAGUCCUCAUGGUCAAACACGACCCCCUGCCUCUCUGAAACACAUUGUGCUGAUGCCCCUUUCCCAGAUAAAGGGAGUAUUGAAUAUUAAGGAGACUGAAGAUUGCCGCAGUGCCUUUGCUCUGGUCGUACGACCUCCAACAGAACAAUCAAACCUACUGUUCAGUUUCCAAUUAAUAGUGGAAGAGCCCAAGAAGGAUUACUGGUUAAGGCUGCUUUGUCGACAUGUGGCAAACACAAUUUGCAAAGCAGAUGCAGAAAAUAUUAUUUUUAAUACUGACCCAGAAUUUCUAGAAGUCAACACAAAAGACAUGGAUAGCACAUUAAGCAGAGCAUCAAGAGCAUUUAAAAAAACCUCAAAGAAGGUGACAAGAGCAUUCUCAUUUACUAAAACACCAAAGAGAGUCCUGCAACGAGCGCUGAUGGCCCACAGUACUCCUGAUACAAAGAGCCCAACGUGCAAUGGAACUUACUUGGGUAGUCGAUUAGCAAGUACUUCCUCGUUAGUGAUUUCUCGUUCUUCAUCCACAUUUGGUCUGAAUGUCUCAGUGAUGUCAGCAAACUGUGUAACUGUGCAGCGUUCUAACUCCCUGGACGGUGCACCUGUUGGCCUCAGACCUCGAAAUAUUCUGCGUUCACCCUCACCAAGUCAGCCUUCUACCCAUCUUAUCGACAGGAGUACAAUCGCCUUCAUUGGUGAGUCUACCAGCAAUGUUUGAAAAAAAGUACCACACUUUCAGUCGAUCAACAACUCAUUUGAUAUAGAAUCUGCACUUUGGGUAAAUCCAUGAAAGAUUUUUUUGAUCAGUUGCAAUCAUUGUGAAAGUGGAAAUUAUCUGAUAUCAAAUGGAAUUGCAUUUGAAACAUGCAUAAUUUUAAAGGAAGGGUAAUGCUAACCAUUCUGUGGAAUUUUUUUUCUUUAACCUUGUUCCAACUUCUUAAUGCUAUGGUUUGCCUGGUUGAAUACUAAUUGAAAAAUUUAUUUUGAUAGCUGUUUUUCCUGCUUCAGUUUGUACAUUUUUGUACAAAUUUAUUUAUUACACUACUUCUGUUGCAUUUUCAUUCAGAUGUGUUUGUUUCUCUUUUUUAAGCACUGAUUAAACUGACAUGAUCAACCUUUAGGGCCAUUUUAACCUAACUGGUUGGGCAAGUAACAAAAGGGAUCGGGUGAAAUCUUGGUUUUGGAUCCUGUCCUAAUAUUCUCCACUGACUUUAAUAGAUAAGAUUGGGUGGGGUGUAAAACCAGAGUUGUACUUGCUCCUGUCAGUUUCUCAAUGGGUAGAUUAGGUUAAAAUUGCUCCAUGAAACUGGCUGCUAGGUAAUUCAUUGAAAUCCAUAGUCUCCAAGACAGGAAAAAGACAGCGUCUUUAUUUUUAAUCCUGAUAGGAAUUUUUUUAAAAAGUAGCAAUCAUACAAUUUACUUAUACCUGCAAAAUAUUUGAUUCAAUUUUUCUGAAUUAGAUGAAAUAUUUCAAAUUUUAUUGGAAGGAGAAUUAAUAGGUGGUCUUCUGGCCAACGUUAUGGGUCACUGUCUUUUAAAUUACUGCAGGAGACAAUCGUGCAGGUUUUCCCAAAGCUUUAUUAAAAAGGAUUAAACGAAGGUUCUGAUUAUGAUUCUAAUUAUAUAAAAUGUAUUAAAAUAAGUUAUUUAGUCAAUAACAAAGAACAGUUCUAAGGCUAUAACAGUUUUCUAGAUACACCUCUUAUUAAAACCUAAGCACCAUUUAUAGAAUCUCAAUUUGCAUGUUAAACCUUGACCUUUUCUUUUACAUUGGAUGACCUUUUUUUGUAGAAUUAAAAGCGCUACGAUGUUUGUAUAUUUGAUGUUUCUAUAUUUUGAAUAUUUUGCUAACUAGGUAUCCAUGUGAUGAGUCACUUUAGUUCUGGAAUACAACUUUGUACUGACACUUACUUUCUUGUGAAGAAAAAUAUUUUUGUCUUAUUAUGUUUCACAUUUCAUAUACUGGGUUACUCCUUUUUAAUGUGUUCUCUAGUCUGCAAAAUAGUAAUCUGAGCUGCUAAGUGAAGGACAUAUUACAUUUUUAUAUGUACAUAACUUUUUUUUAUAAAGUGUAGUUCCAUAUAAACUGAUAGAUGAAAAUAAAAUUUCUUUUGAAAAAA
Messenger RNA from Carcharodon carcharias (great white shark), 4289 nucleotides. It is a transcript of the gene ect2, whose product is annotated as epithelial cell transforming 2. NCBI's taxonomy places the organism in Eukaryota, Metazoa, Chordata, Chondrichthyes, Lamniformes, Lamnidae. Bases 143 to 2887 code for a protein of 914 amino acids. Gene Ontology annotation, cellular component: cell cortex; nucleus. Gene Ontology annotation, molecular function: guanyl-nucleotide exchange factor activity; GTPase activator activity. Gene Ontology annotation, biological process: nervous system development; regulation of cytokinesis, actomyosin contractile ring assembly; intracellular signal transduction. The transcript is spliced from 24 exons. The record is from RefSeq and is a predicted model, not a curated record.